Haliotis rubra (blacklip abalone) is the source of this 1290-nucleotide messenger RNA. RefSeq lists its product as uncharacterized. The record is from RefSeq and is a predicted model, not a curated record. The transcript is spliced from 9 exons. Gene Ontology annotation, cellular component: cell surface; extracellular region. Bases 1 to 1290 code for a protein of 429 amino acids. Gene Ontology annotation, biological process: anatomical structure development. Gene Ontology annotation, molecular function: signaling receptor binding. NCBI's taxonomy places the organism in Eukaryota, Metazoa, Mollusca, Gastropoda, Lepetellida, Haliotidae.
AUGUCUGAGAUGAGAUGGGAGGAGACUUACAAUAUGGCGCCGCCUCUCAACUUGCAGCAGCUGGAAGCGUCUCUCCGCAGGAUAUGGCAACAGAUCCCUCAGGAUUUCUUCAGGAGGGUCAUCUUUUCUCUCAGGAGGAGAGGGUGGUGCCAGCGGACUCUGUGCACGUCUGAGAAAAAACUUGAAUGUAUCUUCAGAACAUGGCUAGAGUGCUGUCUCUACAGGAUUGUAUGGAGGACGGUUGUAAAGACAGAACGGUUCUGCUGCACAGGCUUCCGGGGCAGAGGCUGUGAUAAACCUGUCUGUAAUCCCGCGUGCGCUAACGGUGGUACGUGUACUGCCCCUGGCAGGUGCGAGUGCCGAGCUGGUUUCGAGGGCCCGACUUGUCGUGGAACUGAACCUUGCUCUCACCGAUCUCCGUGCUUCCCGGGCACCUGCUCUGGGAGCUGUACUUGUCAGUCGGGAUUCACACAACAGACAUGCUUGACAUUGAGGGACCAGGCACCUAGAAUAUGGCAAUGCCGUGCUCGCCUGGAGAGUCGGAAGACGUCCCUGGACCCCGCCAUAAAUGGAAUGGUGAUGUAUUCAUUCAUCACGGACUCCUCCAACCCGGAUGUAGACACAGAGGACGUCAUUUGGUCCAACCAAAAAGGAUUUAAUUAUUUACAGAUAGACGGCACUGCCCAAUUUGAUGCAACCAUAGAGUACCCCAAACCCUCCUAUGUGCGCAGAUCGACAUUCGGCGUGACCAGCGCCACUGCAACGGUCAGACACACGAAGUUGGAUACAGACAAAGGUGGCAGGUACAUAACCAAAGAAGAGAACUAUAUUUGUGAACAGAGGGGUGGAAGGGGCGUGGCCACUGUCGAAUACUGGAACUGCACGGUGGAAGAGCCAAGGUUUGACCAGUCCAUCACUAAUGCGGAUGAGCUUGAAGUGACCUUGAACUUCACCAGCGGGGGCAGCAGGGAGUUGAUCAACCCCGAUACUAAUGUAUUCUACAACAGAGAGGACUACACCCAGCAGUCUUCAUCCAAAACGCUCAGGUUCAAAUUCGACCUGACUAAACCUUCCCAUUGCUUCGGCAAGCCGACCUGUCUUACGUCACCUCUAUCCCUAGACAGGGACAUUACGCGUAAUCAAGUUGCAAUAACGUGGGACGGUUGGACGGACAACCUGUCUGGGAUGCACCGCUACGCAUGGGAAGUAUUUCGACUGGACACCAUAACCGCUGACGGCAAGCUGGGGGAAAAGAAUCCCCUCCAACCUCUUGUCAACAGGAGUGGCUAG